This is a messenger RNA of Myotis myotis, 1512 nucleotides long. RefSeq names its product spermatogenesis associated 33 (gene SPATA33). Gene Ontology annotation, cellular component: nucleus; cytoplasm. Lineage: Eukaryota; Metazoa; Chordata; Mammalia; Chiroptera; Vespertilionidae. Bases 315 to 908 code for a protein of 197 amino acids. The transcript has 2 exons. The record is from RefSeq and is a predicted model, not a curated record.
CGCGACGUUUGUGAGUCACCGGCGCAGCGCGCCCGCCGAGGAGCAGGUGCCGGCCGGGCUGGGCCGCGGGGCGGCGGGCCCACCGAUGAGGCUUUGCCGAGCCAACCCCCCGGGAAAGGUAAAGGGCCGCCGGCCCGCGUCUCCGGAGCGGGCCGCACCUGCGGGAGCUGGGGGUGCUGGGCGCCCCCCUCCUGCGCCUGAGUCCCGGUGACCGUGCCUCGGGAACCCUUUCUGCCAUAGAAAUAUACGGUUCAGGGAAAUGGAGUCGCCCAGGUCUUCAUUCUGAGCCAAAGAAGGCAACUGAAGAAGAACGCAUGCAUUGCCCAAGAGUCAGUCAAUCACGUCCAAUUAACUGUCCAUAUAUUCCAGGUGAGGAGCAAAUGGGGUGCACCCACUCAGGCCCAAAGCCUAAGCAAAGGUCGGUGGACAGUCUUUCCUCUAAGUCUGCAGAGGGCCGCUUUCGGAAGGAAGGGGCCGCCACGCAGCAGGUGCCGGCACGUGGAGUCAAAGGUACGACCCACCCAAAAGGGGACAGAGCCCAGGUUGCAGCUUCAGGGAGAACGUCCGUGCACAGUUCUGUUUCCAACCUCACCUGUUUCUUUGUCCUGAACCACGAAUCUAGUCCCUGUGCUUUGGCCGCACACAGACGCCGUCUGCUUCGCUGCAGACUUACUGAAUACCUGGAUGUUUCCUUCCUUCCAGAGAAACGUGGGGCAAAGGCAACGUCAGGCAGGAGCAAAGUUGUCAUUCCACAGAUCGUCAUCACUUCGGCCUCAGAUGAGACUCUCACCUGUUCCAUCGGGAGCCAAGAGCAGAGGACCAUUCACGAGGAGAUGGAAUGGGGCCCCUACGCCCGACACAGGAAUCCCAGCACAAUAGACGCCUAUGCUUUACAGACUAAAGAAUAAACGACCACCUGAGUCGCUGUCCUUAUUCACUGUGCUCUGAGCUCAGCCGUGAUGGCAGAAGGGCUGCCCUGCCCUGUGGAAAGCUGCAGGUGCCCCUUCGGGAGAUGACAAUCUCCCUGCCCCGCCCGUGACUACCAUGGUCUCACCUUCCCCAGGGCUGCUGGCAGCUUGGCUGAGGGCAAGAGUGACUUAAAUUAGUUUGAAUAAAUCAUCCCCGCCCCCCGUUGGAAAUGGCUGGCUGUGCAGUGAUAGACAGCAGGUGGCACCUCUCCCUUCGGUUCAACUCCCUCCCACCCACUCUGAAGGAGCAUGGGCUGUGUGGUGAGAUGUCCCCGCACGUGGAAAGGUGGGGCUCUGAGCACUCAACCUGAAGGUGUCGCAUUCCAUGGAGGGCUCAAGGGCUCCCCGCCUGGCUGCUCCAGGGCAUUAAGCAUCCAAAAGGAGAAUGUGGAAGGGGGUGGGGGGCAGCCGUGCAUGUGGAACCUUGGAAGUGGCCCUGUCACAGCUGCCCGGGAAGAGGACAGCUGAGCUGGCACUGCCCAUCUUUUUGGCUGUGAGGGCUCCCUAUGGGGACGGGCCACCCGGGGGACCCCUCAACUGUCCC